AGAAGCAUGGCCGCCCGGCCGCGCUCGCCGCGGCGGUUGGCCGUUGGCGGCAGUUGGCGCGCAUGCUCCGCGGCGCCCCGCACGGACAUGGCCGACGCCCCCGCCGGCGCGGGCGCCGCGAUCCGGCCGUUGGUGGGCAUGCUCCCCGCGCGCCCCGCACCGGCAUGGCGGCCGUCGGCGCGGGGGUGACUGCGGUCCUCGGCUUUCGGCUGUAGCCGCCCGGCGCUCGCUUCUCUUCCGGACCUCGGAGCCCGCGCAGCCGAGGGCGGGCGCGGCGUGCCAGGCGAGAGGGCACCGCGGGCGCCGGCCGGCCGCUGGCGGGAGAAGAUGGCCGAGGGCGAGCGGCAGCCGCCGCCAGAUUCUUCAGAGGAGACCCCUCCAGCCACUCAGAACUUUAUCAUUCCAAAAAAGGAGAUCCACACAGUUCCAGAUAUGGGCAAAUGGAAGCGUUCCCAGGCAUACGCUGACUACAUUGGAUUCAUCCUCACCCUCAACGAAGGCGUGAAGGGGAAGAAGCUGACCUUUGAGUACAGAGUCUCUGAGGCCAUUGAGAAGCUGGUGGCUCUUCUCAACACACUAGACCGGUGGAUCGAUGAGACCCCUCCGGUGGACCAGCCCUCUCGAUUCGGGAACAAGGCCUACAGGACCUGGUACGCCAAGCUUGACGAGGAAGCAGAAAACUUGGUGGCCACAGUGGUCCCCCCACAGCUGGCUGCAGCUGUGCCUGAAGUGGCUGUCUACCUGAAGGAGUCUGUGGGGAACUCCACGCGCAUCGACUACGGCACAGGGCAUGAGGCGGCCUUUGCUGCUUUCCUCUGCUGUCUUUGCAAGAUUGGGGUGCUCCGGGUGGAUGACCAGAUGGCUAUUGUCUUCAAGGUGUUCAAUCGGUACCUUGAAGUCAUGCGGAAGCUCCAGAAAACAUACAGGAUGGAACCGGCUGGCAGCCAGGGCGUGUGGGGCCUGGACGACUUCCAGUUUCUGCCCUUCAUCUGGGGCAGCUCGCAGCUGAUAGACCAUCCGUACCUGGAGCCCAGGCACUUUGUGGAUGAGAAGGCCGUGAACGAGAACCACAAGGACUACAUGUUUCUGGAGUGUAUCCUGUUUAUCACUGAGAUGAAGACUGGCCCGUUUGCAGAGCACUCCAACCAGCUGUGGAACAUCAGUGCCGUCCCCUCCUGGUCCAAGGUAAACCAGGGCCUCAUCCGCAUGUACAAGGCCGAGUGCCUGGAGAAGUUCCCUGUGAUCCAGCACUUCAAGUUCGGGAGCCUGCUGCCCAUCCAUCCUGUCACGUCUGGCUAGGAGGGGCCACGCCACCAGCGCCAUCCAGGCUGGGGUCCCCGUGCCCUCCCUGACCCUGGCACGCCGCCUCCUGCCCCUCCCUCUGUUCUUCUGUUUGAUGAGAGGCUGUUGACUGGGGGGGUGGGAAGUGGGGGCUUGAGAAGGGCUCAGAUCCUAAAGCUGAAGGACCCAAGUUGGGAGAAGUGACCAAAGUGUGGCCAGUUUCCUGACCUCCCCUGAGUGGACGGGCAAGAAGAAAGGGACAGGAUCUGCCCCCCACUCAUGCCCCUGGCCCCUCUCCUCUCCUUCCUGCCCAGUCCCACUCUGAGGCAGGAGCUGGAGAGGCCUCUCGCUGUUUCCUUUGCUGUCGGGUCCAGUUCCCAGUGAUGCCUUUCUACGGGUUGGAGUGGCUGCCCCGUGCAGGGAUGGGUCACUCCCAAGCCAUGUCGGGCAGCACCUGGGCUGGAGGCUGAGGCUGGUGGACAGCCAUGGGGUGGGCAGGAUGGGCGUUGGGGAGGCCUUGACUGUUGCGGCCAGUGACCUCCCAGAUUCCUUGAGGUGGCCCUCGGGGCCAGAGCGCACCUGUGUCCAGAGGCUUGUCCUGGCUCUCUGUGCUCUGGCCCCUGACUUUGCUGGAUUUCCUGUCCGUAGCCACCCAGCUCCCUUCCCCGGGUGGCCCAGCUGUGGAAGCCACCCUUUGGGUAGGCUCUGGACACCAGGAGGGCCUGCGCUCCCAGAGCUCUCCCCAGCAGGGAGGGGUGUUGGAGACUCAGGGAGGGCCGUGGGCUCCUGGGUCUGUGGAGAGCCUGGAUUCACUCUGCCAGCCUGUCCUGGGCCCGGCUGCCUCUGCCGCCUCCUCACUGCACAAGCCUCCCCGAGCCCUGGGCCUCCGCCCUGCUCCCCUAGCAGGUUACGUGAUCAGCGGUGGGAGGCCAGAGAGCUUCAGCCUCUCAUGGGCUGAGGUGAGCAACGGCCCCCAGGCCCAGGCCCUGGCUGGAGCAUGGGACGGGCUGCCUGGUGGGCCCCAAGGGUGGGGUGCUGACAGCAGCUGGCCACGUCUCUCCUGGGGCGGAUCCUGGGCUGGCUCUUGCAGGCUCGCCUGCCCAGCCCAGGCCUGCCCUUCUCCACGGCCCGCUCCCUGCUCUGGCUGUGGAACCUUCAGGGAGUGGGCACCGGAAGCACAACUGAGGGAAGGCUGGAGCCAGCACCGGCCAGUGGUCCAGGCAGAGGCUGGGACAGGAUUUUGAGUCACAGACAAAGUUCCCAGGAGAGGCUGGUGCCUGCCUUCCUCCGGGCCACCACCACCUUCCUAGCCCCCGUGCCCCCAGGCCUGCAGCCUGCGCCUUCAUUGCUGUUUGGAUUAAAGCCUCUGUUUUGCACCUGU
Messenger RNA from Sciurus carolinensis (gray squirrel), 2662 nucleotides. RefSeq names its product protein phosphatase 2 phosphatase activator (gene Ptpa). The record is from RefSeq and is a predicted model, not a curated record. Gene Ontology annotation, biological process: mitotic spindle organization. The coding region runs from base 328 to 1299 and encodes 323 amino acids. Lineage: Eukaryota; Metazoa; Chordata; Mammalia; Rodentia; Sciuridae. Gene Ontology annotation, cellular component: cytoplasm; nucleus; protein phosphatase type 2A complex. Gene Ontology annotation, molecular function: peptidyl-prolyl cis-trans isomerase activity; protein tyrosine phosphatase activator activity. The transcript is spliced from 10 exons.